UAAAAAAUUUGAGGUUAAUUCAGAUUCCUCUGACCUUUGAUUGAUCAUAAUUUUAUUCAUUAUUAGAUUAAUAUCUGAUAUAAAAUAUGGAUUUGUGAGAUUAUGCCUGAUAUUGUCUUACAUAAGCAAUGGCAUCAAAAAGAAAAAUAAAUAUGAAUUUCAGACCAGCUACGACUGAUGCGAAUAUUGAACAAAAAGGUACCAAACCAACUGGAGAAGCAACAUCAGUAUUUGAAAUUUUGACUCUGAUGUUAUUAUUUUUGUGCAAAAAAAUUUUAUUCCUAGAGAGAAGAUUGAAAAUAAUUAUUUACUUAGGAUGUCUUUUUGGAAUAUCUCUUGUAGCAGAUGUGAUGCCCAUACCAAAAUGGUAUUUUUCUAGAUCUGAUAACUUCAUAAAUAGAGUCUUUGUGAAGUUUGCCUGGGGAUGGAAUCUAUUCUUGUUAAUACCUUUUCUUCUCCUCACUUCGUACAUCUACUGUUGUGGCCAAAAACAGAGAAUUGCUAAACAUCACCUUUUGAGGUUAUUCAUUGCAACCUUUUUCUGGUGGUUUUGGACUAAAAUAUUUAAUGUGAUUGAAGCAAAUUUUGGCCGAUGUAUGGUGAAAGGAUUCACAACUAAAGGAACUUGUUUACAUGCUGGGCAUGUUUGGAAUGGCUUUGAUAUAUCUGGGCAUUCUUUUAUAUUAAUAUAUGGUAGCUUGGUUCUCAUUGAAGAAGCAAGAUGUAUGAUCAAUUGGGAUGGAAUAAAAGAUAAUAUCCGUUUGGAAGAUUAUCAACGUUUAACAAAAGAUUCAUCUGUGAAUAGCAAUCCCUUAAAAAACUUAUCAAACCAGGAGUUUAUGGAUUUACAAGUGAGUUAUGAAAAAUACACCCCCUUUAUUAGGGGUCUUUUUAUAGGAAUAACUUGUUUACAAGUAAUUUGGGAUUUUAUGCUGUUAACAACAUUAUUGUAUUAUCAUGUAAUGGUAGAGAAAUUAUUAGGUGGUGUUAUUGCCAUUGUGACUUGGUUUUUAACUUAUCAUGUAUGGUAUAAUUAUCCGAAGAUUCCUCCUGGUCUCCCUGGGGAAGGUGUAUUUAGGUAUAUUAAAAAUCAGGCAACAAAGGAGUCUUUUCCAGCAGCAAGAAGAAGAGUAGGUAGUGUUAUGAAUAAUCAAACUCCAACAUUCAUGGGAAGACCAAUUUAUCGUCAAAAUCCAGACUCAAAACAAGAAAGUGAUACUAAUAACAGAUAAUAAAAUUAGAGAUCCGAGAACUUUACUAAGUGCCUCUACACAAUGAUGUGAUAAAUUCAUUUUCCAGCUGAAAUAAAAGCAUGUAAACAUAAAUACUUCUAAUUUGUUAAAAAAAUUUGGUUUUAAUUUCUUUCAUAAUUUCAUUUAUUUCUGAGCCAUAGCUUUCUUUUAUUUCGAAAUUUUUCAUCACAAUUUUGCAAGGUAUAGUAGUAGUGAAACGUUGUUCUGUUCUUUUCCUUGUGGAUUUAUUGAAAUAAAAUGUUGAUAAGUGUCAAGCCACUUUAAUCUCGCUAACUGUCUUUUGUAGUGAUAAGAUUUGAAAAGGAGUUUACAAUCUAGAUAUUUGCUUUUUUUACUUGAUUUAUUUUAUAUUAAAAUCAUUUGAUUUUACCAAUUUUUUCUGUGAAAUAUUGUUUUAUCUUUUGUUAUGGGUUUACAUAAUGAUGAAGAGUUUGAAAAAUGAAUGGAGGAGCAUUUACAUACCUACCUGCUCUUUUUUCUUUUGCAUAUCUAUUUGUCAAUAAAUAUAUGAAGGAACUAGUGUAAUAAGAGCAGAACAAUAAAUCUGUACAAAAACUUGUGUAUUUAUUGAUACAUGAUGUUUCAGUCAUGUAGUAAUUAUGCAGAAGGAUUGUUAUUUUUUCAUUAAAUACAUAUUUUCAUUUGUAUACAUGAUGUAACAGUGCAAAACUUCUUCUCUCAAUACACUGGCUUUUUAUUGCAUUUUGUUUUCAAUAUAUCAAACGUAUUUGGUUAUUCACUCUGUAUAUUCAAACAACAUAUAAUAUUGAAGGAAAUUCACAUGACUUCUUUUUGUAUGAUGGCAUAUCAAAACAUUUUAUUUUUUACUGAGUUGGGUUGACAAUAUGGUGUUCAGAACAAUUUAAUUAUCAUUCAAGUCUAAAAUAUUAGCUCAUAGAAUUCGUAUUCUGAUUGCUGAUCAAUAAAUGCUUAAAAAAAACAUUCAAAGGAAUGGUGUAUGGGUAGAUUUAAAACAUAAAUUUGGUUCUGGAAACAAAUUAUGUUGAAAUGUUAUUGUUCAAAUAUAAACUGUAAGAUUUAUGAUAUUAGACAGUAAAUAAAGGUUCAGUUGUGAAUUUGCAAAAUAUUCUGGCAAAAAAAUAUUAAUAUAUUUUCAAUAAUGGCAUUAUGAUUUUCGGCCUUGUUUCAAAUUGUUAUUCUUCCGACUACUAACUGGUAACGAUGAUUUUGAUGAUGUUUGAAGUAAAUUAAUUUGAUAAUUUCUCUAAAAAGAGUACAAAUAUGUGUAAUGAAAUUUUUUCAUACCCAUUAUAUUUAUUUGUUGUUUUGUCAUAAAUAAAUGGUUUGUUGUCUUAUGUGUUCAAA
Molecule: messenger RNA, 2579 nt
Organism: Coccinella septempunctata (seven-spotted ladybird)
Lineage: Eukaryota; Metazoa; Arthropoda; Insecta; Coleoptera; Coccinellidae
Gene: Fitm
Product: acyl-coenzyme A diphosphatase FITM2
Exons: 1
Coding region: 129-1232 (367 amino acids)
Biological process (GO): lipid storage; lipid droplet organization; phospholipid biosynthetic process
Cellular component (GO): endoplasmic reticulum membrane
Source: RefSeq, a predicted model, not a curated record